Molecule: messenger RNA, 1644 nt
Organism: Nylanderia fulva
Lineage: Eukaryota; Metazoa; Arthropoda; Insecta; Hymenoptera; Formicidae
Source: RefSeq, a predicted model, not a curated record
CUCUCUGCGUUGCUGAAGAUAGAUCAAUCGAUCUGAUAUUAAAGUUCACACAUUAUUUCUUCGAUAGACAUAAUUAAUAUUUUAUAAUCACGAUCCGAUUAAUCACAUCCUUCCAAUUUCGAAGAUGUUGCGUAAUAAAAGGGGUGGAAAAAAGACGACGAGAAGAAUGGCGAAGAAGGUGCAACCGGCGGCAUUGCAGACAGAAGUUCUUAAUGACGAAGAAUGGGCGAAGGUAUUGGCACGGAAAGGUUUAGUAGUAGUGGACGUAUAUUCGGAUUGGAGUGGUCCUUGCACAGGCAUGGUGAGCGUCCUGAAAAAGAUAAAGAUGGAAAUUGGAGGCGAUGCUUUGAGUUAUGCUACUGCAAAUUGCGAUCGCGUCACCGAUUUAGAGAGAUUUCAAGGAAGGAGCGAACCCAUAUGGAUGUUUAUUCAUGAAGGACGAAUGAUUAAUUUAAUGUUUGGAGCGCAUUGUCCGGAAUUUGUGAAAAUGCUGACGACCGAGCUCGAAAGGGUUCAAAACGGCGGCGAACACGAAUUCUCAUUAGAAGUUUCUGAGAAGAGUCCAGAAGAAGUAACACGACUAAAAAUCCAGGAAGAGGCAAAAAUAGCCAAGGAAAUAGCGAGAAAAUCUCGAAAAGAAGCUGAAGCUAAAGCGAGAUAUGAAGCAGAGAUGCUGCAUCUGACCACUUCAUUGUGCAAUGAAACUUGUUUGCUGCUGUUUCCUUGGAUAUUCAAAGACGAAGAAGGACGUAGAAGAGACAAGAGAUCCAGCCCACCAUAUGUGGAAUUAGUUGAGGAAUUAUUACCAGAAAAUUACACUGUGGAACAAGAGAUACGCAAACGAUUGAAUGAGGAUUUGCUCCAGCAAAUGCUCGAUGAAUCUACAUAUAGCUUUUCGGAAGCUGCCAAACAAUUGCUCUUUGAUGGUAAAUGUAUGUUUAUGCGAUUAAAGAUUGUCGAAGGGAGAAAGAAUAUCGAAGUUCAUAAUUAUCUGUGCAGCAUUCUGUUCAAUGAACCAACAUUACCAGAAACAGACGAUUCUUUAAACGAAGAGUGUUUUGCUGGAAAACACUGCCCAGCUUUUGAAGUCCCUGACAAGGAAAAUAAAAAAUUUCCAUUUGUUUGGACACCUCCAAACCCCAGAAACAAGGCAAUCGUUUUUCGUACGAUAUUCAGUGUUUAUACUAACACAACAUAUCCGUAUGAAGAUAAACUGACAAAAGUACCAAUAACUUUUUUCAAAUAUGAUUAUACACGUAAAAAUGAUUUAAAAAUGGUGUUUGAGAUGUUCAGUGAUGAGGUCAUCAAUUUUGGUAUAUUCGAAUAUGAUAAACCACCUGAAGCUAAGAUAAUCGCAAGAAGUAUAGAGGCAUUCGAGAUGAGCCCAGAGGAAAAAACAGGUUACGAAAUAUUCGUCUGCACAGUGAAGAAAGUAGGUUGCGAAGCAUUUCUGGGCUUUGCUGGAAUUGGACCUUUUCAUGUGAGCGAAAAUCCGGAGAAGGCUAUCGAAGAGUCCAAAUUAUAUUUCCCAGAUGUUACUGCCGUAGAUGAAACGCAAUCGGAUGACGAAAAACCCGAGGAACUGGAAGAGAAUCAAGAUGAUGCAAUGGCAACAUAAUUGUUUUGUGGUAUAAUAUAUUUAUA